ACAAACAUAGUAAUUUCACUCCUUAAACUCUUAUAACUAGCCAGAUUCAAGAAAAUCUUCAUCAAGAUGGGAGCCAAUGUUUCAACAGCUUAUGACGGCCAAGGCUCGCCAAAACAAAUCUACCAAAUGCCACGGCCGACGCAACCUCAACCAGCCAAGAAGGGCCAGGUCAUCGCAUUCCACUCCUCGGCUAAGUGGAAAAUCCAUUUCGAAGCAGCAAAGCAGACGUCAAAACUGAUCGUCGUUGACUUCACAGCCACGUGGUGUGGGCCGUGUAAGCAGAUUCUUCCGGCGAUCAAUGAGUUCGCCGAGAAAUAUACAGAAGUGGAUUUCAUCAAAAUCGACGUUGAUGAGUUAGAUGAUGUGGCUGAGGAAUACGGGGUUCAAGCAAUGCCGACUUUCAUACUGAUAAAGAAAGGAAAACAAGUGGAUAAGGUGGUGGGAGCCAAGAAAGAUGAUCUCCAAAACAAGAUUGAGAAACACAGAUUCUAAAUUUCUAUCAGAUAUAAUGAGCAUCAAUACCUUUGCCUUUAUGGCUAUUGAGAGAGAUUCUAGUAUAUUUAUUACUUCAAUAAUCUUGGCUCACAAUCUUCUUUACGAACAGCUAUGAGAGAUGUAAAACUAUGAAGAAAGAGCUUUCCAUUUAAGAGGAAUUAUUAUAUGAUACA
Molecule: messenger RNA, 668 nt
Organism: Salvia hispanica
Lineage: Eukaryota; Viridiplantae; Streptophyta; Magnoliopsida; Lamiales; Lamiaceae
Product: thioredoxin H-type-like
Molecular function (GO): protein-disulfide reductase activity
Source: RefSeq, a predicted model, not a curated record